AUGUGUAAUCUGGGAUUUUCAUUGCUUAAUUAUUUAUUAUCCUUUGCAUGCAUAUGAUGUAAAUCAGUAUGUUUAGGAAGCCAAAUGUGUACAGGAUGAAAACAAAAUACAUUGACUGCUUUCAGUUCUUUUUAAUGUGCUGUGUUUGAAUUCUGUUUGGAGGAAUUAAUCCUGAUCAAACACUGGGCACCAGCAAUUCAUACUAACAGCAAGUUGAGAGUGCCACCUAAUGCCAGGCUCCCAUGAUCCAAAUUAUCAACAAUGCCAACAUCAAAGUUUGUGUGUGCACAAAUCUCUUGGCAGACUGCUUUGACAUUGCUAUCAGUAAAACAGUAAUGGUUGUGAUAAAUCAGGAAUGUCACUUAAUGUACAUUGCAUGCAGGAGUGUGUUACCUCGUGUUGUCGGGGAAAGAGUAGUGAGGGCUAAUACAGUAACUAGUAAGUUGGGGCAUGGAUUGUGCUAAUGUGCUAACAGAGAACGGCAGACAAAGCCCAGGGGUCAAGGAAUGCGGCGGUCAGUGAUCACACCCAAGUCUCAGGGACUUCAUUAGCACUGUUGGCAAGAGAAAAUAGGAUUUACCGUUAGACCUGUUGAUAAUCACGUUAUUCUGUAAUCAGGACUUGAUUAACUUUCUGUAACCAACAUUCUGUGAUCAAAAUGUAGUUUUAUUGGUGAUGAAAUUGAUAGUUUUACUGGGAAUGUAAAAGCUCUACGAAAUUCAUGCUCAGAUAGAUCAGUUUUGACUGAUCUUAACAUUUUGCAAAUGAAUCGCCCGUUAUUUUGAAAACACUGACUCCCCGUGCCCAUCAUGUUGCUCCCACACCUUUGGUUCAACACGACCUUUCUUCGUAACCGGUCUCCUGGAACGUAGGUUGGUAGCAUGUCCCGUUCACAAAUGCAGGCCAGGGUGACCGGUUCGCAGUCUUUGCUAGCUGUAAUUAGCUUUUAAGGUGGGGCAAAGACCAACUUCAAGGUAGCGUUACCAAGGCAACAUUUUUCAUUGAGUUAGAAGAAGAGAUUGCACAUGCGGCAAUCUAGAGCCACAAAGGUGGGUGGCACGUAGAGUAGCGGCUAGUGUCGUGGCUCAGCUCCCACCGCUGUCUGUCAUGUUUUGAUAUUCUUCUCAUAACUGUGUGGGUUUCUCUGCGUGAUCCCGUUUCCUCCCACAUUCCAAAGACCUACAGGCUUAAGUGAAAAUAAAGAUCAGAAGCUAGCUGUGCUACUAUGAAGUCUGAAGCCUUGCUGCUAUAUUUUUCACUACUACAGUUUGUUGGGGCUGGUUUCCCUGAAGAUUCUGAGCCUAUCAGUAUUGCACAUGGCAACUAUACUAAACAAUAUCCGGUAUUUUUGGGUCACAAGCCAGGACGAAAUAACACACAAAGGCAUAAGUUGGACAUUCAGCUGAUUGUGAAAAUGAAUCGAACACUCUACAUUGCUGCUAGAGACCAUAUUUACACUGUCGAAAUGGAUACAUCAUUCAAAGAACAGAUUAAUUUUAACAAAAAGUUAACCUGGCGAUCAAAACAAGCUGAUAUUGACAUAUGUAGAAUGAAGGGAAAACAUAAGGAUGAAUGUCACAAUUUCAUUAAAUUGCUUCUGAAGAGAAAUGAUGACACAUUAUUCGUCUGCGGGACAAAUGCUUUCAACCCAUCAUGCAGAAACUAUAAGUCAGACACCAUGGAAGUCCUUGGAGAUGAUAACAUCAGUGGAAUGGCAAGGUGCCCAUAUGAUCCAAAACAUGCCAACGUUGCACUUUUUGCUGAAGGUAAACUUUAUUCAGCAACUGUAACUGACUUCCUUGCCAUUGAUGCAGUUAUAUAUCGGAGCCUUGGGGAGAGUCCAACUCUGCGGACGGUAAAACACGACUCAAAAUGGUUGAAAGAGCCUUACUUUGUCCAGGCUGUGGAUUACAAAGAUUAUAUCUAUUUCUUCUUUCGAGAAAUAGCUGUAGAGUACAACACCAUGGGAAAGGUUCUUUUCCCACGAGUUGCACGAGUCUGUAAAAAUGAUAUGGGAGGUUCUCAACGAGUAUUGGAGAAGCAAUGGACAUCCUUUGUGAAGGCUCGACUCAAUUGUUCUGUACCUGGGGAUUCACAUUUUUACUUCAAUAUCCUACAGUCAGUGACAGAUGUCGUACGUAUUAAUGGCCGUGAUGUCAUUCUAGCAACAUUUUCUACACCUUACAACAGCAUCCCAGGCUCAGCCGUCUGUGCAUAUGAUAUGGAGGAUGUUGCCACUGUUUUUACUGGUCGGUUCAAAGAACAGAAGAACUCUGAUUCCACCUGGACGCCUGUCCCUGAAGAACGAGUUCCUAAGCCAAGGCCAGGUAGUUGUGCAGGUUCUCUAUCACUGGAAAAAUAUGGCACCUCCAAUGGAUUUCCAGAUGACACCCUCAACUUCAUUAAAACACACCCUCUCCUGGACGAAGCUGUACCCUCGAUUUACAAUAGGCCGUGGUUUUUGAGGACAAUGGUCAGGUAUCGUUUGACUAAAAUUGCAGUGGACAUUGCUGCUGGUCCAUACCAAAAUUACACUGUGGUGUUUUUAGGGUCAGAGAAAGGAAUCAUCUUAAAGUUUCUGGCCAAAGCAAACACGGGCUCCAUCAAUGACAGCAUCUUCCUGGAGGAAAUUAAUAUCUACAAUGCCGAAAAGUGUAGUGUUGAUGGAGUGGAAGACCGAAGAAUUGUGGGUAUGCAGCUUGAUAAACCCAGUAGUGCUCUCUACGUGGCAUUUUCCACUUGUGUCGUGAGGGUGCCUCUCGCUCGAUGUGAACGACACAGCAAGUGCAAAAAGGCUUGUGUUGCCUCUCGGGACCCCUACUGUGGUUGGCUGAAGGAGGGAUCCUGUGUGCAGUUGUCACCAGGAACGAAAUCAUCAUUUGAACAAGAUAUCGAGCAUGGGAACACAGAUGGCCUGGGUGACUGCCAAAAUUCCUUUGUGGCAUUGAAUGACUUUUCAACCACUCCACAAGGUCAUGAAAUGUCUCGUGAUACAGUAUAUGGCCACUUCAGUUCUGCCUUUUCCACUACCACCCCUCCUACAGCAGUUAAGGAGGGUUUUGAUGCCCAGGGGCCGAUGCUGGAUCAGAAGAAUGUUGUUGCGUCCUCAGAAAUCAUUGACCCAUACGUGGCUAACCCUCCACACAUUCACCAUGAUACCAACGGAGUAAUUCGUGAAAGUUACCUCAAAGGUCAUGAUCAGCUUGUUCCUGUUACCCUUUUGGCUAUUGCAGUUAUUCUUGCCUUUGUCAUGGGGGCAAUUUUCUCAGGAAUAAUCGUUUACUGCAUAUGCGAUCACCGGCGCAGAGACAUUGACGUAGGCGAAAGGAAAGAGAAGGACUUGCCUCGAUCUCGCAGGGGCUCCAUGGGCAGCAUCACAAAACUCGGCGUCCUGUUCGAUGCUCAGACGAAGGAGGUGAAGCCCGAGGCCCUGCUGACGCCUCUCAUGCACAACGGUAAAAUAGUGACGCCGAAUGGCACAGCGAAGAUCCUGAUAAAAGCCGACCAGCAUCACUUGGACCUGACGGCACUGCCCACUCCAGAGUCGACGCCAACCCUGCAGCAGAAGCGGAGGCUGAGCCGUGGCAGCUGCCAGUGGGAAAGGAACCAGAAUCUGAUCAAUGCCUGCACUAAAGACCUGACGUCCAUGGGGUCACCAGUCAUCCCCAUGGAUCUUCCCCUCCAUGCCUCUCCCAACCAUAUUCCAAGUGUGGUGGUCCUCCCAACCGCGCCACAGAGUUUCCAGCAUGACUACGGAGAUCAGGGGCACAGAUCAGAAACGGCACAAAUCACUAUCGAGGAUCAGAAUGCCACACUGGAAUAUCGGAGCAUAAAAAGCCCCUGCCACGGACUGGGUGCGAACCUCGACCAGGUGCCGCCUAAGGUUCCCCAGAGAGAAGCCUCACUUGGACCCGCUAAUUCUGGGGUGACUCCAAACGGUGUGAGCAAGCGGCUGGACAUUCCCUCCCCUUCGUAUGCAAUUGAAUACAAGAGAAACUAUCCGAGCAAUUCAUUGCAGCGAAAUGCGCAAGCGUCUGCUUUCAAACGAAACCACAAUACUAACUCUUCCAAUUCCUCCCACCUUUCUAGAAACCAGAGUUUUAACAGGGGAGAGAAUCCUCCUCCUGCACCACAAAGAGUAGACUCCAUGCUGGUGAAUGCAGGUCAGUCUCAGACACAGGCUGUAACCGUAUCUAGGAGAUCCAGUAUCACAGCACCAUACAACUCUCUGCCAAGACUGGGACUCAAACGCACACCCUCCAUAAAACCAGAUGUUCCACCAAAACCCACAUUUGUUCCCCUUUCAGCUUCCAUCAAACCAAAUGACACGUGUACAUAGUCACAACGGGGAGUACAAAAUGAUGUGGGGACCUGCUUCCUGAGUCAGUGCUUUGCAACUGCAACACUAGUUUUGUGUUUUACUUUUUUUAAAAAAGAGCUGUUGUUAAGCUGAAGAUAUUUAUCUCUGCUCCCUGGGAAAAGUGGAAUAUUUUCUUACGAUUGAUGCGGCUACUGAACUCAGCACUUGAAAGGUGGGGUUAGCAGCUGUUGAACUUCCAUCUGAGGGGAUUGAUGAUUGAUGCACAUGAAUAGAACAAUGGGACACCGAGCCUAAAGCACAAAACUGCAGCGAACGUGUAACGUCUCCUUGACCCUUCAGGAAUUGCCCUCUAGGGAGACGAGUUUCGAGAAACAAAGCACUGAAGACGUGGACUCAGACUUAACAAUAGCUGAAGUUUACUCUUUGCAGAUAGUCUCAGAUACUGUGAAAUGCCUCUCAGUGUUACAUUUGCUUGGCUGCAGCAGAUAUCGGCCAUUUUGGCAAGGCUUUGGCCUACAUCUCUGCUAUUGUCCUUGUAAUGAUUAAUGUGACUAUUAACACUAAUAGCUCCUGGUAUUUAUUAUUUAAGUGCUAUUUCAAAUAUGACUGACUCAUUCAAAUGAAUUUAUGAAUAUCUCUUUUAAAAAAAAUCAGAAAGAAGUCUAAAAUGCAAUGUUUGUAAUUAUUUAAGUCAAGUCAAUUAACUGGAGACCUUCAAUGCUUUUCUAAAGGUAACUGUCCACUAACAAUAUGGAGGUGGCGUACUGAGUACAGUGUUUCUACUCAGCUGCUGGUAGGGUUAUCAAAGUGCUUAGGGAGGGGGAGAACAAAAGAAAGGGGGCUAUUUAUUUUACUGUGACAGGUUCAUUUCACGUUGAGCUGAAAGGAGGGGAGUGCAUCAAUGAGAAUGUCCAGGUGUGUUCCCCUGAGGACUCAAACAGGAAAGGAAAGGAACUCAGAUACCGUGCACACAGGUGGAGUCAUCAUCCAUUAUUCAGAGAGGAUGUAGAAGGAUUUAACGGUUCUGUUUGUUUUGGCAGUCAUUGAUACUUGCAAGCUAGAAACUGGCACAUUAUGUGGCAGCCAACCUGGUUUUGCAAGUGGCAGCAAUGGAUGGAGCCUGCUGAAGGGCAAGCUGUUACAGUGCAUAAAUCAUAAUUCUGUCAUGCUGGUUCUAACUAGGCAUACAUCUGUGUGGCAAGCCUCUUUUUCCAUGUGUAAAUUUGUGCCUUACGACAUCGAUUAUGUACAGUUCUUGCUAGUAAUCUGCAAAUAAUUUCCCCCUUUUAAAAAAAAAUUCUAUUUCUGCUAAAUUUUCUCUGUCCAUUUGGAACCAAUUUCUCUCUCACAGAAUACAUAUGCUCCAAUUCUUUAUGUCCUGGAGAAAUCUGCAAACUGUGACAUUUGUUUGAUCGUCCCACAGUCGUGCCAAUCUUCCCCUCCCAAAAUGCGGAAAAUUUAAAGCUCAUCCACAUUUCUCCGGAUGUGUCCUUCCAUCUUUAUUUCUGCACUGUAAUAAUGUUUUUACAGGUGACAGGUGGGCAGUCACUAUGAUGUCAUCAAUUACCCAAUUGGUCAGUGUCUCAGUUGAAGACACCACAAUACCUACAAUUUAAAUGUUAGUGGAUUGGCAAAGCAGUGUUAAAGCAGGCUGGUUCCUGCUGCAGUAAUAGUGCUUUAAUAAGAAGUAUAGUAAACCUUCUUGACACACGUGUUUCUAAUUACCAUUUUUCUUUUGCGUAUUUCAGUUUGUCAUGCACGUUGAAUCGAGUGUUCUUACAUGUUUAAUAAUUGUCAACAUGAUGUAGAAAUACGGUUUUUAUCAACCAAGCUGAAUGAAUUUUCUUUUUUUUAUUACUUUUUGUACUCAUUUGCUUUUUUCAGUUUUCUUCAGUUGAACACCAACUUGCAAGCUGGUUAGUGUUUAGAAUGGUAGCUGAAUAAUUUGGGAAGGAACUAGACCAAAGUGUGUAACAAGGUUGCAUACACAUACAACUUCUAUGUCCUCCAUUUCCAAAAUAUUAUGUUGACUAGCAUUGAUGCAUUCCUUCAAGAUAACUAAUUCAAAUGUUAACUUCAUAUGUUUCAUGCAAGUUAUGUUUGCUGUUUUUUUUAUGCCUUUAAAUGCUGUGUGAUUGUUCAGAAGUUAACUUGGGGUGCGAUUUUAAUACAUUCUAUAAUUUUAACAAGGAAUUUUCAAUACAGUAGAUUCCGAUUACUUGGGUCACUUCAGGACCAGUACAUUUUGGCCCAAUUAGGCAGCUGCCCUAAUUAGCUGAAAUUCCAUGAAAAUAGUUAAAAAUGUAUAAAAAAGGCAAACUUUUGUUUAAUUCAGUAAGGAAUUUUGUAUUGGUACCCUACCAAUACUAGUGUAGUACUAUAAAACUGUGUAUUAGUUCCUAAUAGUUAUCAACAGAGGAAUUCAUCCAGUGUAUUUUACCAUAUUCUUUUGAUUAACUGUAAAUGAGCUAAAUUAGCAUACAGACACCUAGUACAGAAAAUGGACUGCCUUCAAACAAUGCUUUCAACAAUUGCAUCCUCCAAAUCUCUAUUGCCAUUAUAACAUUCAAGAUAAUUGUCAGUACCUUCAAAUUCUUUAUAGUUCCACACUUGUUGAAGCAAUGAAAUCAUUUGAUUUUCACUCCCGGCCAUUUCUGUCUUUUCCAAGCCUGAGUGCUUGACCCCACAGUGAGCAAGACAGUUCUGAAUUAUUUUACUGCUUGUUUCUUGCCAACUAUCCAUUUGAAAAAUCACCACUUCUUGAACACAAACAAAUGCAACUGACGCUAUUUAAAAAUGGUUCGCUCUAAGCACAGUGUAGUGUCUAAUGGCCACACAAGUGCUGUGGCUGACAUUAGUUAGAAACUGUUUCCUGUCCCAAUUAAGAGGCAUACUGUCCCAAAAACAACGAAGGGAAUCCCAGCUAUUUUCUUGAUUAGUUUUGUUCUUGAAGAGUUCUCCCGAAUAAGUGGCUGCCCCGAUUAACUGAUGGCCCAAUUAAUCGGAAUCCACCGUACAUUUUAUGCAAAAUGAGUCCUGAUGAGUUCAUAUUGAGAGGCCAAUAUGGUACUCACAACAAUUGAUUUGAUUCAAAAGGUAAUGCCAUGAAAUAAAUGAAUGGUAGUGUGCUGUUUACUGCCUUUUCUUUCCUGCCAGUGUCCUUGUUAAUCCCUCUCUGGCCCUAUGUGUGCCUUUUGAAGCUCACCCUUGCUAUAAACUCUUAGAUACAAGAGUCAGAUACUGGUUGUGUAAAAUGUAAAAUAGUGUGAUGUUGGCACAAUCUCUUUCCCACAGCUCCAUAUCCCUAACAUCCAGUUCACAACUCAAAUGUAUGUUGUAAAAAAAACUCUUUAAUUAUUACAUAAUGUAAUAAAACAGACUGCUCUG
Mobula hypostoma (lesser devil ray) is the source of this 7708-nucleotide messenger RNA. It is a transcript of the gene sema6a, whose product is annotated as sema domain, transmembrane domain (TM), and cytoplasmic domain, (semaphorin) 6A. The record is from RefSeq and is a predicted model, not a curated record. Gene Ontology annotation, molecular function: chemorepellent activity; semaphorin receptor binding. Bases 1226 to 4339 code for a protein of 1037 amino acids. Gene Ontology annotation, cellular component: plasma membrane. Lineage: Eukaryota; Metazoa; Chordata; Chondrichthyes; Myliobatiformes; Myliobatidae. The transcript has 20 exons. Gene Ontology annotation, biological process: negative regulation of axon extension involved in axon guidance; negative chemotaxis; semaphorin-plexin signaling pathway.